UCAUUUCUAUCUACAGGAGUAUACGUAGAGUUAUAUUCUACUCCCUAAUCAAACCAUUACUGAAUAAUAAAGGUGAGAAAGAAAUGGACUUGAUUCCUGUUUCUCAAGCGCUACAAAUAGCUGGUCGGGCGGGGCGAUACAAUACACAGUUUGAAACGGGUUAUGUGACCACAUUCAAAUCUGAAGACCUGUCGACAUUGAAGAAUAUAUUAUCUCAAAGUCCUGAAGAAAUAGUUCAAGCAGGACUUCAUCCAACGGCUGAACAAAUAGAGCUGUAUGCUUAUCAUCUUCCAGGCUCAACACUGUCCAAUCUCAUGGAUAUAUUUGUUACACUGAGCACAGUCGACGACUCGUUGUAUUUCAUGUGCAACAUAGAAGAUUUCAAAUUCCUUGCUGAGAUGAUACAACAUGUUCCGUUGCCACUGAGGGCCCGCUACGUGUUCUGCUGUGCUCCAAUCAACAGAAAAAUGCCUUUUGUCUGCUCACUAUUUCUAAAGUUUGCCAGGCAGUACAGUAAAAAUCAAGCUCUAACGUUUGAUUGGCUGUGUCGAAAUAUUGGCUGGCCGAUUGCACCACCCAAGACAAUCCUGGACCUUGUCCAUCUCGAAGCAGUAUUCGAUGUUCUCGACUUGUAUCUUUGGCUAAGUUACCGCUUUCCAGACCUGUUUCCAGACUGCAAUCUAGUUAGAGACAUACAGUUUGAAUUGGAUUCAAUAAUACAGCAAGGUGUGUUCCAACUAACUAGACUUCUUCGUAAUUCCGAAACAAGAGUGAGCUCUGGAACCGGCGAGGAUAUACAAGACGAAUUCAAUAUGAGAAAUGUCAAGCAACGCUAUUUGAGAGAUGACAAUGACAUCUAUGACGGUAAAGACGACGGUGACAUUGAUGAUGGGAAGAGAGGAUUAGGCAAAGGCCGGUUGACCGAGAGGCUGCUGUCUCAAGGACUGUUGACGCCAAACAUGUUGAAAGAGUUGAGGCAAGAAUGGACCCAGCAAGGCAGAAGUAAAAUGGCACAAAUAUCAGAAACUCCUCAAAGAGAUGAUAGGCGUGGCAAAAGAGGGAGGAAGCCGAAACAUUGAUAGAUGAACAUUUUCCUAGAAUUACAUUUUUUAGCUCGCUAUUCUGAAAUUGAUGUAAAUACUGUUAUCACACAUUAAAACGAUUUGAUAGAA
Messenger RNA from Nilaparvata lugens (brown planthopper), 1172 nucleotides. RefSeq names its product ATP-dependent RNA helicase SUV3 homolog, mitochondrial-like. Gene Ontology annotation, biological process: RNA catabolic process; mitochondrial RNA 3'-end processing. Gene Ontology annotation, cellular component: mitochondrial degradosome. The record is from RefSeq and is a predicted model, not a curated record. The transcript is spliced from 7 exons. Bases 84 to 1079 code for a protein of 331 amino acids. Lineage: Eukaryota; Metazoa; Arthropoda; Insecta; Hemiptera; Delphacidae. Gene Ontology annotation, molecular function: RNA helicase activity; hydrolase activity, acting on acid anhydrides.